This is a messenger RNA of Saprolegnia parasitica CBS 223.65, 789 nucleotides long. RefSeq lists its product as hypothetical. The transcript has a single exon. Bases 21 to 752 code for a protein of 243 amino acids. The record is from RefSeq and is a predicted model, not a curated record. Lineage: Eukaryota; Oomycota; Saprolegniomycetes; Saprolegniales; Saprolegniaceae.
AGCAGAGGAACCAGCGAGCGAUGAUGGGCGUCGUCAAGGUCGUCGCAUGGAUCGCCGCCGUCGUCGGCGUCGUCUACAUGAGCCUCAUGGAGAGCAUCGCACAGUCGGAAGCGCACAUCUCCUUCGUCAAGGCCGCCCUCGAGAAGCUCCGCGCGGAGCACGUGGCCGUCGACCUCGAGCCGCUCGACACGAGCCUCCUUGGCGAGCUCGAGGCCAAGCACGCCGAGUGGCGCCGUGAGUGGGCAUCUAUCAAGCAACGCGAUGUGGACGAACGUCAAGAGGUCCUGGCGCACUGGAGCGCUACGAAGCAGACGAUUCUGGACGACGUGGCGGCCAAGACGUCCGAAGUCGACGCGGUGCGCGCGAAUGAGCGCCGGGCCAUGCACAUUCUGCGCGAGUGGAGCGACGUGCGCAAGGCAAUUGCGUCGACAACGGCGCAGAUCGCGUCAAUCCAGUCGAAAAUCGAGUACCAGGAGCGGCAAACCGCGGCCAAGCAGCGGCUCGCGGCCGACCACGCGGACGCGAUCGAGCAGCUCCGCUGGGCGCAGCAGGCCCGCGAACGCAUGUUUGAAAACGAAAAGCUCGCGGCCGAAGAGUCGAUCACCCGCCGCAAGUUUUGGCUCCGCGCGCUCUUCCUCGCCGCAGGCCUCGUGACCUUUGGCGCCGUCAUGAUCGCACUCGACAAGGACCGCAAGAAGGGCACGAACCUCCGUCUGUACGACUACAACCAUGGCUCGAUCGAUGACGAGUAGUGCAUCCGAUUCCCUCUUAAUAUAUAUCUUCUCCAUC